This is a messenger RNA of Amoebophrya sp. A120, 3425 nucleotides long. The record is from the annotation of a GenBank genome assembly. NCBI's taxonomy places the organism in Eukaryota, Dinophyceae, Syndiniales, Amoebophryaceae.
AGCAGUAGAGGUAGAUGAAAUUCAAACUAUCAACUGCGUGACUAUAGCGGAAAUGAAAUGAGGGGGUCGUGCACAACUAUCACGAAAAGCAGGAUGCGGUUCGCACUUUACCAUCUGCAAUGCGUCCUGUGCGUGCGGGGUAUGCGUAUGGACUUCCUCUCGUCUUUUCCGUGGGCGGGGUCCUGCGUCGGACCAACGCAAGACGAAGAGGACACGACUACCGCGAAGGUCGUGACAGAAUCCGUGCCUGCAGCUUCGACAUCCGCACAGCCAAGUACUUCAAGCGUCGUCGAGGACAAGAACUCGUUCGGUGCAUUUGGUGCGGAUGCCGCGAACCCUCACCCUCCUGCUGAAAAUAGCGCAAACAUCACUGGCCUAAGCUCUUGCGAGGACAACGCGGACACAUCCGAGGAUGUGUUCGCCGUGCACGAGGAGGUCGCAGAUGAGGACGUUGCCGCUGCGAGGGCGGAAGUACUACUUCUUUCCUCUUCUACCAUCACCCUGACGGAGAAAAUUGACUUGAACGAGGUAAAAAUGGAAAAUGAAGAUGAAAUCAGCACGGUUGCGUGCGAGGCGGAUCACCAGGAUGGCCGCACGGAUGGAGUGGUUGUGCCUCGUGGCCGCGCGGGCGACGAGAACGGCCAGACUAAUUUGCCACAAGAGGCGUCGGAAGACGAAGACAGUGCGAACGAGCAGAACAACAACGCGCCAGGCGAGAAAAAUAAGUUCACGUCCACCAGUGACAGUGCGCGACCUGACCGCGACCUUCAAAUCCCAACAUCCGCGCCCCAGCCCCGCCCGAUCUCCGUUUUCGUCCUCGAUCCGGUAAAUGUCGCGCUAACGUACACGGUUAUUCCCGGCACCACAGACUACAAGCAGCUUAUCCAGCAAUUGAAGAAGGACUUGCCGAAAGAGUUUAAGCGCGUGGCCAAGAAGAGUCAGGAGAAGGCGAAAAAUUUGAAGAAGCUCCGAGGAAAUAGUCAGGCGCAACAAAAUGAAAGUCCGGACAACACGUUGUCGGGUUCGAACCCCAUGAGAAAGCGACCGACGAUCCAAAUCCGUGUCGUCCGGCCCAUGUCGGGGAUCCAGGGGCCAUAUACGGCACGGUACUGCGUCAUGUCGGGCAGCUACGUGCCCGCGACGAUCCCGAACCCGCGGAAGGGGCCGUUUCUCGGUUCCGGGUGCGUGGAGGAGGUUUUACCGGUUUACUUGCAGCAGGACGAGCUGGGCGAGCCGAUUUUGGAGCAGCUGCAACAGAGGUUUCUCACUGCUGGGAGCAGUACGACUAAUCCCAACGCAGACGGAGCGCAAUUGCUGAAUCAUUUAACCGAUGACACCAGUCGGUACAAUCGUAUUCUGAGCACGCAGGGCCACAUCUACAUUUCCGUCACGCGCGAAAGGCUUCCGACGUUGCUGCGGCUGGCGAACACGCAGGUCGGGCGGCUAUUGGAGCACCGAAACCGUUUGGUCCGGGAGGUGAAGCGGUCCGCGAAGAUCAACAGCAGCUCCCAAAAGUACUUGCAAAACAUGAAGCAAGAGGAGGAAUACCGCAGGACAAGUGGGCAACAACAAAGUGCUGCAGACCUCCGCCGAAGGGAGGACCAGAAAGGCAACAUCAAGGACGUGCUGGAGCGCAGCUACCUGCGGGCGUCCACCCAGGAGCAGGCCAGCCGCAUGCUACUGACGUCGGUGGAAAACGCGAGUCGGCGCUUGGCGUACGAGUUUUGGACCUCCUUGAUCGGGGAAAAUUUGGAGUCUUUGGAAGAAGAGUGGAAUUCGUAUUGGACGGCGGAGGACCGUGCGCCGUACUCGCCGUCUGCACUGGUAAAAAAAUUCUGGAAGCUGCUCACCUCCUGCGCGAACCCAAAGUCUGUCGCUGCGAGUGCAGUGGAUCCGGCGGUAGCCUCGGCGUCGGCCGGAGGGAAAAUAAAGACUGGUAAAGCUGCAGCAUCAUCCUCCGCUGCGGCCUCGAGUAGUUCUUGCGGAAUCCAAGCAAAAUCCGCGCCUUCGGCCUUGAAGCCGCCGCCGCCCAAGCAAAAGACGCUGAAAAAAACUUGGGCAAGGGACAUGCCAGUGUUUCACGUACGGAAGAACUCUUUGGCCUUUGCGCCCGACUGCGUGUGCGGCGAAGGGCUGCACAACAGAGUGACCGAGCCAGCGGUUCUUGUACAGCGACCCUACAACUCCCAAGGAGGAACUUCUACCGAUGUUGCAGUAAGAACAAACCAAACAGAAAAUAACGCGAUGAAGAUACGUUGCCUCAGCGACUGCGAGGUGGAGUGCGAGGAUGACGACUUUAUCGGUUGCUCACCCGGACCCCCUCCGAACAGUCCGAAAAUUUUGCCACCCUGCGGCCGCGCUUUGCAAAAGUCAUCCACCUCGCGGUCGAAAAUCAAUGCGGCGCUGGCGAACUUGGACGAUCCGUAUAAGAUCGCUUCUUUAGGAAAGUCCGCUCUGGCGAAAAUGAUCGAAAAGAUCCCGGUCGAGUUCCUGGAUGACGACCGGUUUGCCUUUGCGCUCCCAGGGACGAUCGUGCGGAAGAAACGCGUGUUUAAACCCACCGCGAGGGGCUCUUCUUCCUUCUCUUCGUCCUUCUCUUUUCGCGCACCACCGCCGGCGGAACAAAUGGUGCAGCCGGAAGCAGUGCAAUACGAAGAGGAGGAAAAACCCUACCACCUAGUUUUCGUCAUCCGCUCCCCGUUGCCGGGUUUUGGCACGGCCUACAGCGGAGCGUCGCCGCGCAGCGGUAUGACGAUUGCACUGAAGAACGGCAGGAGCAACCCACUGGCCGAAACGAGGGCAGAUCAUAGUAGAGGCAAACCGCCUACUGAGCAGCGGCCCCACGACGAAGUGAAAAUAGAUGUGUUUUACGUCGAAGGACCGGACCAGGGCUAUACGCAAAUGGAAGAUCACGACCCAAUUGCGAAAGCGACAAGACCGAUAAUGAGCGGAAGUGGUAGCAGUUUGAGUCUCUCGUUGCCGGGCUCUGCGAGUCGAAAGCGCAUGAAAGUUCCCGAGCCCGAUUGGACAAUGUCGUGGCGAAAGGUGUAAGAAUAGGAGUCGGGAGGUGGAGACCCGUUUUCGAAUGUAGAAAAACUAGUCCAGAGAAAGUCCCAGCGUCCACUUCUGCAGUGGUAUCGGCGCGCUCGAAGUCAAUGUUGAAAUCACAAAUCCGCUUGCAGAUUUGACGUGUAUACUUUACCGAAGAGAGACUGAAGCAGAGGCACCACCUCGUUCUGUAGCGGGGUCGCUAUCGAGGAAACGGAGCUUCUCUUUUGAACAAAUGCAUGACAUCACGAACUUUCGAGUCGUUCACGGUGUGCUGUAUUUUGAAACCGAAAAUCUGAUGCCUGCGAAAUGUCAAGACAAAAUAUUACAGUACAGUAGAUUGAAAUUUUACAUCAUCGUUUCAAGCACACGAAAAU